AACCUCGAUGGUUGCAGCUGUGCGGGCAUGGAUCGCUCGACGAUGCAGAAUCCACGUAGCGCUCCGCGAAGCAUCUCUGUCGCGAGGUGGUGAUGCCAAAGAAGGAACGCGCAUGCGCGCGUGUGGUUCGCGCUCCCGGCGUGGGGCUCGCCGAAGUCGCACUCCUGCUUGGCCUUGUCUCGGCGCGGAGCGGGACGCUCAGCACUCGUCCAGCAAAGCACGACAUUGGACUUCCCUGCAGGUAUUCGCGCCGGGUCGCCAAAAUGUGGAGGUGCUACGUGUAUAAAAGCCACCUUCGUCGAAGGGGAACUGCAGCAGCAGCAUCCUCGACUCGCUCUAUCCCCCACUUCCGCCUUCUAGACUUCCUCCCAACCACUACACCCUCACACCUACUGUCAUGGGAAAGUUCCUCGCCACCGUUCUCUGCGCCGUCCUAUAUGGCUCGCUCGCCGCCGCCAUCCCGGUGGGCGACGUCUCCGCAUCCUCGUCUGCUUCGUCGAGCAUCGCAGAGGCUGCGACGAGCACGAGCGGCGGCGCGUCCCCCAGCCCCACGGUCCCACUCGCGAGUGAUGACCCUAACUACUGGCUAUGGAACGAGACGACGACAACGGACCCGCAGCCUGAACGUGGCUCGCUCGGAGCGAACAUCCUGGGCCCGCAGAACGUCGCCAUCGACAGGCAGAACCCGGAUAUCCUGGCUCCCCCGACGACGGAUCAAGGCACGGUUGGCAACGCCAAGUGGCCUUUCAGCCUAAGCAAGCAACAACUAAACACGGGUGGAUGGGUCCGGCAGCAGAACGUGCAGCAGAUGCCUAUUGCUACAGCUAUGGCCGGCGUAAACAUGCGCCUAGAGUCGGGUGCUAUCCGCGAGCUUCAUUGGCACCAGACCGCCGAGUGGGCUUACGUCCUGAGCGGCUCGACACAGAUCUCGUCCGUGGACCAGCUCGGGCGGAACUACGUUGCGACAGUGCGCCAAGGCGACUUGUGGUACUUCCCACCUGGUAUUCCCCACUCUCUCCAGGCUACGAACGACUCCUCCGAAGGCACAGAGUUUCUUCUGAUCUUCCCUGAUGGCAACUUUAACGACGACGACACGCUUUUGCUCACGGACUGGCUUGCGCACACUCCCAAAGAAGUAAUCGCAAAGAACUUCCAGGACAACAUAGCCGACUGGGACGACAUUCCCGGCUCGCAACUCUACAUCUUCCCUGGCGUGCCGCCGCCGGACAACCAGCAGCCGCCGACGAGCCCCGCGGGCGAGAUCCCGCAGCCGUUCUCAUAUGCAUUUUCGGAGGUGACGCCGACACAGUACACAGGCGGCACGGCCAAGAUCGCGGACUCGACGACGUUCAAGGUGGCUACGAAGAUCGCCGUUGCUGAGGUCACGGUCGAGCCUGGAGCGAUGCGCGAGAUGCAUUGGCACCCGACACAAAGCGAAUGGGGCUUCUUCCUUGAGGGCACUGCACGAGUGACGCUUUUCGCUGGAACCGCCAUAGCGCAGACCUUCGACUACCAGCCCGGAGACAUCAGCUACAUUCCGACUGCCUACGGCCAUUACGUCGAGAACACGGGCAACACGACCCUGAAGUUCCUCGAGAUCUUCAACUCGGAUGUCUUCCAGGACGUCAGCCUCGCGCAGUGGCUCGCGUUGACGCCGCCCGCGCUUGUGAAGCAGCACCUCCAACUGUCCGACGCGACUAUUUCGAGGUUCAACCGCACGAAGGGCGUGGUCGUCGGUGGGCCCGGUGCGAAUGCUUCUUCUUGAGCGGCGUGUUGCUCUACUCGCAGUUGCAACUCCAG
Molecule: messenger RNA, 1800 nt
Organism: Trametes versicolor FP-101664 SS1
Lineage: Eukaryota; Fungi; Basidiomycota; Agaricomycetes; Polyporales; Polyporaceae
Product: oxalate decarboxylase
Exons: 14
Coding region: 398-1765 (455 amino acids)
Biological process (GO): oxalate metabolic process
Source: RefSeq, a predicted model, not a curated record